CUAAAGGACAUUUCCAUUCUUAAGACGUGCUUGUUAGAAAGCUAUAUUGGCUGCUAUUAACAAUCUGUUUCUUAUAAAAUGGCAAUCGGGAAUAUGACAGGAGAUUUGUUACUUCGUUUAAUUUUUCAAGUUGUUCUGCUGUAUGAUGCUUUGGGUUGGGAAGUGAGAAUGCCAAAGGAAAUUCACGGUCUCAAAGGUUCCUGUCUGGUCAUACCAUGUUCUUUCAGCUACACAUCAUACCCACCUGAAAACCCAAACAGAAUUGUGUGGUAUCAGUACGUCUCUAGAGGUUAUCCUUUAGUUUACGAUCCACUGAAUCCAAAUGAUGUUAUUGAGAAAUUUAAAGGAUAUACUGAUUUAUAUGGAAACUCAAGUUGGGAUUGCAGUCUGCUGAUCAAAAACCUGAAACCAUCCCAUCACGGAGAGAAAUUGUACACAUGGAUUGACCCUGAAAAUGUUGGAAAGAGCACCUACGCAUUUUAUGAUGUCACUUCUACAAUUCUAGUUGAUGCAAGUCCACAGCAGCCCAGCAUCAAUAUUUAUGGAGGUGAAAGAACAGGUGAAACCAUCACAGUAGUAUGUUCAACUUUCCACACGUGUCCAUACAGCAAACCAACCAUCACUCUGAAUGGAAUAGAAGGAUCUGAUCAUAUAGACAAUGAGCUUUUUAAAAAUGGCUUGUGGAAAAUCACUCUGACACGCACAAGUGUUGUAAAGACAGAAGGCUCAACCAUUGAGUGUUCUGUAACAUAUCAUGGUGGCAUAACAGUGACAGUUACAAAAGACAAAAAUGCACAGUCCCGUGUCCAUAAAGAUGCAGACUCUGCAAGCAUUGGACUGAAGACUAUUGGGUUUUACAUUCUAGCUCCAUCACUUGUGUUUCUCCUCACUUGCGCAAUUACUGCAUUCAUCGUUUACAGGAAACGACAACGACAGCCUGUUAAUGAUAUGCAAGGGUCAUUAACACCGUUUGAGGAGAGGAGAUCACGUUGGAAUAGAUUUUCAAGGCACUUCAGUAGGUCUGAGGGAAGAGCAGGUUGGAGUAACAGGGAAAACAGGAGUAAAAUUAGAACCAAUACAUGUACGAUGACCGAAAACAAGCCUUUCUCCAAACCUCGUAUGCCGUCACCAAAGAGGUACAGUACAAGUGCAUUUGAACCACAUUUGUUACGCAGGAAAAUAUGAUUAUAUUCAAUCAUUAAUUUCAUCGUUUAUGUUUUUCUACCACUUCAAAAAUGAUAUAACAUAACAGUUGACAUAAUUAAGGCAGAUAUUUAUUUGAUUUAAAAAAGAAAAAUGUUUUUUUAUUAUAUUUCACCAUGCACUGCAGUGAGCCAAAGUCCUACUCAGUGAGUAUACAAUUAUUAAACAGUCAAAAACAUAUUCUGAUUUUAUGAUUUCAAAUGCUAUCAUGAAGUAUGUUAUUGGCUGACCUUUGCAUCCUUGUAUUUUAUUAAAAUAUAUUAAGGUAGAUGAUUCUGAUGCUGAAUACACCAACAUGGAUGAACUUAACAUGUAUGGAAACAUCUGAUGAUAAUGAACAACACAUAGUUCAAUACAGUGUUUUUAAAUUGUCAAUAUAAAUACAUACAUCAGAUUGAACACUUUCAGAAAUAAUCAGUCUGUUUUUCUUAGUCAUUAUGCUUGUACUGAGUUUGUUGUUGACUUGCAUUUAUUUCACAUCAAUAUUGUUAUCUCUGCUCUACUCUGCCAUUGCCAAUGUUUUCCAGCAUACCUGUGUGAGAAUAUAAACAUAAAUAAAGCAUUAAAACAGAUCAGUAUGUGUUUUCCAUUUUAGCACCUUGUUGAUUUAUUUGCACGAAUUGGAGGGACAUUCCCAUUCUAGACUACAGCAUUUGACGAAAAAAAAAAUCUGUACUGCAG
This is a messenger RNA of Carassius carassius (crucian carp), 1884 nucleotides long. RefSeq names its product sialoadhesin-like. The transcript has 8 exons. NCBI's taxonomy places the organism in Eukaryota, Metazoa, Chordata, Actinopteri, Cypriniformes, Cyprinidae. The record is from RefSeq and is a predicted model, not a curated record. Bases 79 to 1185 code for a protein of 368 amino acids.